Messenger RNA from Pneumocystis murina B123, 882 nucleotides. RefSeq lists its product as hypothetical. Gene Ontology annotation, biological process: proteasome-mediated ubiquitin-dependent protein catabolic process. The transcript has 4 exons. Gene Ontology annotation, cellular component: nucleus; proteasome regulatory particle; cytosol. The record is from RefSeq and is a predicted model, not a curated record. Bases 1 to 834 code for a protein of 277 amino acids. NCBI's taxonomy places the organism in Eukaryota, Fungi, Ascomycota, Pneumocystomycetes, Pneumocystales, Pneumocystaceae.
AUGAAUGUUUUAAAGCAAGGUCUCCAAGAGCUUAGAAAUCUCUUUAACACUAAACAAUAUAUAAAAUGCAGUGAGCUACUAACAAGGCUUAAGAUUGCACUUUCAGAGGAAAAUUUACUUGUUCCUGGAGCUCAUUUAGAGGUUAAUGAUAUGAUUCUUGCACGUGAAAUUUUCGAAAUCGGUGCGUAUACAUCUUUGCGUUUAUCAGAUACAGAGGCGUUUGUACGUUAUACGUCACAACUUCAGCCAUAUUUCUCUAAUCCAUUGCUUUCAAAAUUACCAUUAUCACAACACCAAUCAUUAUUAACAGGGCUUUGGCUGUUAAAUUUACUUGCUAAGAACUGUAUUGCAGAGUUUUAUACAAGUCUUGAGACCUUGCCUACAGAUAUGAUUGAAUAUGACAAGUAUAUUUCAUGGGUAAUAAAACUUGAACAAAGUAUUAUGGAAGGAUCAUAUGACCGAGUAAAAAAAAUGUUGAUACAUUGCCCUUCUCCAGAGUAUGAGAUUUAUGUUAAUAUGAUUAUGGAUUUGGUUAGGAACGAAAUAGCAAAUUGUUUAGAAAAGGCAUAUACAUCACUUCCUUUGCAAAAUGCAGUUGGACUGUUGUUUCUAUCAAAUUUAAAUGAAAUUAUAGAAUUUUCUAAUAAAAAAGAAUGGCUUAUACAAAAUGAUAGAAUUUAUUUCCCGGAUAAAGCGUCAGAAUCUGUAGAUGAAAUGUUAAUUGAUGAUCAAACAGGCUCUUUUAAAUUUAAUGGCAUCAAAUCAGAAACACCUAAUUUAAAUUUUGUUCAGCAAAUACUUGGAUACGCAGAAGAAUUAGAACAAAUUGUUUAAUAAUGUUUUUAAAAAUAUAAAUCACUAAUUUUAUAUUAUCUAUUUUCA